Messenger RNA from Camelina sativa (false flax), 1905 nucleotides. The record is from RefSeq and is a predicted model, not a curated record. NCBI's taxonomy places the organism in Eukaryota, Viridiplantae, Streptophyta, Magnoliopsida, Brassicales, Brassicaceae.
UUGACAUUUGACAAUUAUUGUCUCUCUUUCUCUCGAUCUUCCGAGCUUCAACCAGCAGAAAUCAUGGUUUUAUUUUCGGAUGGUAGCUCAAUUGCCACUGACAAAAGGCACAGAUCGUAUUUUCCUUUCAUCCGAAGGCUCCAUGUAAUUACCAAUCGCAAGGAGACUAACGCGGAGCUCCGUAAGGUCGACGUGAUAGAAGAGAAGCCAAGCGAGAUACAAGUAGAAUGGGUGAUCUCUAUCCAGACCCGGCCCUUGACACAUUCCUAUGAUACGUAAGUAUGAGACCUCAAUUUUCUGAAGCCUAUUCUGUAAAUUUUUUUUGUUUCUUUUUUUAGUUAUAAAACCUCAAUUUAAAAGGUAAUUUCUUUUAAAUGCCUCAUUUUUUUAAUUUGUUUUUAGGUGAGGCCUCAUUUUAAAAAUUGUUUUGAAUUGAAGCCCCAUUUAAAAAAUUGUAUUGGACUUACCGAAAAAACCAUUUAAAAUAAAAUAUUAUCAAAUCCUAUUUUAAAAGUACAAUUUUUUUCGUACUGGACCGACACUGUCUCUAUCAAAGAAAAGAUGGUAAAGGGACAGAGAACUGGGACAAGCUAUGUAUCUACAGAGUUCCACCUUACCUACUAGAAAACGACAAGAAGUCCUACUUUCCUCAAACCGUCUCUCUUGGUCCGUACCACCACGGCAAGGAACAUCUCCUGCCCAUGGAGCGUCACAAGUGGCGUGCCCUCAAUAUGGUCAUGACACGUACCCAGCAUAGCAUCAAAAUGACAAAAUGUAUAUUGACGCCAUGAAAGAUCUGGAGGAGAAGGCUCGUGCUUGCUACCAAGGCCCUAUUGAUAUGAAGAAUAGUAAUGAGUUCACAUAAAUGCUUGUUGUUGAUGGCUGUUUUAUUCUCGAGUUCUUCAGAGGAAGCGUUUUAGGAUUCACUGAAAUCGGAUAUGCACCCAAUGACCCGGUUUUCGUGAUGCGAGGAUUGAUGCAUUCGAUCAAACGAGACAUGAUAAUGCUGGAAAAUCAACUUCCUAUGUUCGUACUCAGCCGUUUGUUAGAGCUACAGAUCGGUACACAAAACCAAACCGGCGUAGUGGCACAGUUACCAAUUCAAUUUUUCAAUCCGUUAAUGCCAACAAGAGAGACGCUGACCAGAUCGGAAAGUUCGUUGGACUGGCAGGAAGAAUCCGUUGAACAGCAGGCUUACAACGGUGAGCUACACUCUUUGCAUGUUUUCCAUGGAAGCCUCAUCCAGUCUAGUCGAACUCAACAGGAUAUGAGCAUGGUGGACAAGCGCGAGCAACAACCGGUACAUUGCGUGACAGAACUAAGACAGGCAGGUAUUGGGUUCAUGAGAAAGAAAACCGGUCAGCUUUGGGAUAUUGAAUUCGGAAACGGUUAUCUUAGAAUACCCAAACUACUAAUCCAUGAAGGUACCAAGUCUCUCUUCUCAAAUCUUACAACUUUAGAGCAGUGCCAUAUCCACUCAAGCAAAAAAAUAACAUCUUACAUAAUUUUCAUGGAUAAUCUAAUAAACUCUCCUGAAGGUGUUAGCUACUUGCACCAUUAUGGUAUCAUCGAGCAUUGGCUAGGGAGUGAUUCUGAAGUUGCGGAUUUGUUCAACGGGUUAUGUAAAGAUGUGGUUUUUAACCUAAAAGAUAGUUAUCUAUCUCUGAUAUAUCAUGGUUUUUACGGUUUUUAACCAUGAUAUAAGUGUGCUUUUGGAGUCGUUUGAUUUGUUUUCUACGAUGUUUUAGAGUCUUAACAGGUUUUCUAGGAUUUUGACACGAAUGGAGUGAAGUGAAGCGAUUUGGACCAUUUUGGAGCAUUAAUCCGGAAGAAACGAACUUGGAGUCGAAUCAGAGUGAUGGUGUCGAUCGACACCACCUUGGUGUCGGUCGACACCCGGUUUUA